CUUCUAAACCCUACUGAGUAGUCACUUGACAAGUGAAACCCUCGCCCCUCCGAGCUCUUCGAGCUUUUGUCCUUCAAUUUUUCAAACUAAUUUAUCGAUCAAUUUGGAAGAUAAAUCUCUAUCUGUAGCAUUAAUCAAACUAAUUUAUCGAAGUAAAUCAAGCUCGCAAUAUUGAGGUAAUAUUGGUCUUUUGUAGUUGAAAGAGGAACAAUCUGACCAACAUGUCGAUGUCUAAAGGUUCAAAGAUGCUUCAAUUCAUCAAUUACCGUAUGCGGGUAACUAUCCAAGAUGGGCGGCAAUUUGUUGGGAAAUUUAUGGCCUUUGACCGUCAUAUGAACCUUGUCCUUGGCGAUUGUGAGGAGUUUCGUAAGCUUCCUCCCACUAAAGGAAGCAAAACAAACCCUAACGAGGAGAGAGAAGAACGCCGUACCCUUGGCCUGCUCCUUCUUAGGGGCGAAGAAGUUAUUUCCAUGACUGUUGAAGGUCCUCCCCCUCCUGAAGAGUCACGUGCCAAGUCUGCAAAUGCAGCUGCUAUGCUUGGUCCUGGUCUAGGCCGAGCUGCUGGACGUGGUAUUCCUACUGCACCUCUUGUGCAGGCUCAGCCUGGUUUGGCAGGUCCCGUUCGUGGUGUGGGUGGCCCAGCUCCUGGCAUGAUGCAGCCUCAGAUCUCCCGACCACCAAUGCCAGCCCCUCAGCUCUCAGCUCCUGCAAUGUCUUACCCAGGCGCACCUGUGAUACGUCCACCAGGUCAGCAGAUUCCUGGAUUCCCACCUCCAGGUGGACCACCACAGAUGCCUCCUAGAGGUCCACCUCCUCAGAUGCCUCCCCCAGGUCAGUUCCCGCCUGGUUCCAGGCCUGGUACAGCUCCUCCAGGUCAUUUUCAAAUGCCUCCUCAGUAUGCCCAACGCCCUGGGAUGCCUGCUCCACCUCCUCCAAUGAUGCGCGGCCCACCACCUCCUCCCAGGCCUGGGAUGCCAGCGCCACCACCUCCUCGCCCAGGCAUGCCACCACCCCCUGGGGGACAGGUGCCUGGCUAUGGACCUCCUCGUCCGGGGAUGCCACCUCCUCCAAAUUCUCAACAGCCACCUCAGAACCAACAGUAGUUAAGCUUCUGGGAACUUUGGCAUUACAUGAUGGUACUGAAACUAUGGCCUAUAAACAUUUUGCUACGAUCAGCUUAGUUCUGACCUGGUUUUGCGAUGGAAGUACAGAGAAGGAAAUGGUUCUUUAGAGAGUGCGAGCAUCACUGAGCAUGCUCAUCGAAUGUGUGUAGAACGUUUGUUACGAUUUAAUAGAUAGUAGUAUUAGUGCAGCUUUGUCAAAAUUUCCUUAGAAAGGAACCGAUAUGUUUAUUCUUGUGACUUGUCUAUUUUCCUGAGGAAACCUUGCGAUUUCUUGCUGCUGGGACAUAAUUGAGUUCACUAUUAGUUAGCGUAACCACCUCCCAUCGCCCAUCGACUGGCCAUUUGGAGGCUGGAGAUCUGAGAUUUCUAUUGCUGUCUCAAAAAACAUUGACGAAAUACGAAAGACUACUGAUUUUCGCGUAGUCAAUAUUCAUUUCCAAUAGACCUGUUCCUAUCUUAUGCUUGUUUUAUUACUGAAGAGUACAGAAAUAAAUUUGAGCGUGCUUUGGAUGAAAAUUUGUUUCUAAAUAAAUUUGUACACUCUGUUCCAUUGUUUUCCAUUUUCGAAAAUAAUAGAUAUCCCCCCUUAUUCA
This is a messenger RNA of Amaranthus tricolor (Joseph's coat), 1717 nucleotides long. RefSeq lists its product as uncharacterized. Gene Ontology annotation, biological process: mRNA splicing, via spliceosome. The transcript is spliced from 3 exons. Bases 222 to 1103 code for a protein of 293 amino acids. Lineage: Eukaryota; Viridiplantae; Streptophyta; Magnoliopsida; Caryophyllales; Amaranthaceae. The record is from RefSeq and is a predicted model, not a curated record. Gene Ontology annotation, molecular function: RNA binding. Gene Ontology annotation, cellular component: U2 snRNP; U1 snRNP; cytoplasm.